Molecule: messenger RNA, 5593 nt
Organism: Sinocyclocheilus anshuiensis
Lineage: Eukaryota; Metazoa; Chordata; Actinopteri; Cypriniformes; Cyprinidae
Product: synaptopodin 2-like protein
Exons: 6
Coding region: 141-3794 (1217 amino acids)
Biological process (GO): positive regulation of actin filament bundle assembly
Cellular component (GO): actin cytoskeleton; nucleus; Z disc
Molecular function (GO): actin binding
Source: RefSeq, a predicted model, not a curated record
CACCUCUCAGAACUGACAGAAGCUCUGCAGGCAGACUGGGCCACGGAGGAGGACUGAACAUCCAGGGAUGGGACAAGACUAUUGAAAGAAACUAAGAACCAAGAAACAUUUACGAGAGACACAGAAACAACAAAAUAAAAAUGGUCGCAGAGGAGGUAGUGGUGGUCCUGUCAGGAGGUGCACCGUGGGGUUUCCGAUUACAAGGAGGAGCUGAGCACCAGAAACCCCUCCAAGUGGCAAAGGUGAGAAAGCGCAGUAAGGCCUGCCGGGCUGGGCUCAGAGAGACUGAUGAGCUGGUGUCAAUCAAUGAUGUAUCCUGUGGAACACUAUCCCAUGCUGAGGCUAUGAAUCUGAUUGAUAGUGGCAGAGGAACCCUCUAUCUGCGAAUUAAAAGGGCCCCAGCUGCAUAUCAGUCAGUGGUGCUUCUAGGUCGGGCCCCCUCCCCCUCCCCGCGUAUUGAUAAGGAGUACCAGGCAGCCUUGAGAGCCCUGUCGCCUCCACUUACCUCUAAACGGUCCAGUGUCAACAGAGCGUCGCUCAUGUCCCCCACCGGUGGCCUCGAGUGGCUUACAUCCCCUCCAGACAGCGAGGCUUACUACGGCGAGACAGACAGUGAUGCAGAUGUGGCGGCACAAGAGAGGCAGCGUAGACAGAGACGACGAAGCCCCAGUAGCUCUCCUGCCAAGAGUCCUGGCCAAGCCUCACCCCAAGAGGAGGAGACUUCAGAAAUGAGCGGCUAUGAGAGCGCCCAAGACGUCUGCAUGUACCCUCAAACACAGAGCUGGCCUGUAUCUGAUCUAGAGGGAAUGGGGACUCAGCAACAGUGUGCUAUGCCUGGGGUGGCCCGCAGAGAGGUGGUUUACCAGCCCCCGCAGGCUGAAUGGUUGCACCAGGCUGAAAAUUCCUCUGAGAAUUCUGACCAAAGUCCAUCAGGAGCUGCUGAAGUGGACAGUGGCUUCCAGGAGCCCCCCACUGUCCCACCUCCACUUGUUUCUCUAGAGCGGGCAAAAGAGGCUCUCAUGCUUGCGGUCUUGUGGUUAGACAAAAGGUCUUUAAAAGGCCUGACCUCAGGCUACGGACUGGUUGAUUUCGUACCAAAGUGGGCAGAGCACCCAAUUUUUAUCCUGAACAACAUGAGGAGCUUCACAUUGCCUGGAGAGGUUGAACAUGAAGGACACAUCUAUGCAGAGCUACACAGAGGUGAGAAUUUACAAGAUAAGCAGGUGAAGGAGGCCCGAUCCAAAUGCAGAACCAUUGCUUCGCUCUUGACAGAUGCUCCUAACCCUCAUUCUAAAGGUGUGCUUAUGUUCAAGAAGCGACGGCAGCGUGCCAAGAAGUAUACUCUCACCUGCUUUGGCAGUGUAGACGGAGAAAGCUAUAGUAACACAGAGGGAGAAACUGAGGACGAAAGCCUGUUUCCUGGGAGUGAAUCUGAGCUUGACGAGGACGGUUUUUCUGCUGCACCAGACCCUAUCUGGGAUAGUGGUUACCUGGACGUUCUAGACAAGAGAACUUCAGCGUGUGUUAUGCCUGGCAGAGAUGCAAAGAUUAGCCCAGGCCUAAAUGCCACUUCAGGAAAAGGAGCCCAGCUUUUUGAACAACAGAGGAAAAGAGCAGAAGAACAUACGUCAAACCUGGUUACGCCCACGGCUUUUUCCAUGCCACAGCAUCAGGGAGACUCAACCCUGACAUAUACCCCAGUUACUCCAGUCACACCCGUAACAUCUCAUAGUACCAGUAUGGUAAACGGGGAACCUUUGGUAGUGAGCAGGACAAGCGUUGUGUUGUCCUCGCCAGGUCAGACGCCUAUGCUAUCCAUGGCAGGAGCAUUACCAGAGCAAGUAGACUCAUCAGCUGCCAGCUCAGUGCACAACAGAACUGCCAGGCCAUUUGCCCCUGGCUGUGUGAGCCACCGAGCAGCAACUGCUCCAGUAGUCUUCAGGCCCAGCCCUGCCAAAAAGGCUGGAUCACAGGUUCAGGCUGUGUCUGUGGCAAAUAUCCCAGUUUCUUUCUCUCCUGCUGGCUCGGAGGGGAAGAAAGCUAUUUCUACAACAUCACUGUAUAUCCCUGCUAGACCAGCCACCUACAAUGGUCCUUCCUCUGUGCUCUCUCCAUCCUCAAUCACUUCAGGUCCAUCUUCUCCUCCCCCUUCAAAUGCUCCACUCUACUCCCCAACCUAUUCCAGCACCUCAGCCCCUUUUUCUCCAACAUCUUCUUAUGUAACACCUUUCAGUUCCCCUUCUGGUAUGGCUCAAACUUACUAUCCUCCCCAAACACAGGCAAUGCCGCUCAGUCCUCCAUACCAUCAUGCGGUUUCUGCUCAAUAUCAGCCACCUCCACCAGUUCAUAUGCCGACACAUCCUUUCUCUCCCCCGCUCACAAAUGCCCCAGGUUUUCCCAAUGCCCCUGCACCCGCCCAUGCCUUUGCUCCUGCAACACCAAAUGUGCAAUCCUCCCCAGCACACAAAGUCUCCUUCAACCCAUACAUCUCUGUGGCAUCCACUACUCCAGAAACACCAAAUGCACCAGUUGCCCAGCAGUAUUCUCUCUCUAACUCCACUGAUGGGAUCUCUUCUCAAGAGCAGCGGGUCUCAGUCCCUGCCGGCCGCACUGGCAUCCUGCAGGAGGCUCAUCGUCGUGGAUCCAAGAAACCAAUGUUCACUGCUAAAGAGGAUAAGAAGGCUCCAUCUUACAACCCUGAGCUACUGUCUCUUGUGCAGAACUUGGAUGACAGGUCCCAUUCGGGUGCAGAGGCUGGGUUUGAGUCUGGCCCUGAAGAAGAUUUUCUCAACCUGGGUGCAGAGGCUUGCAACUUCAUGCAGGCACAGAGAUACAAGAUGCCACCACCAGUGGCUCCUAAACCAGCUCCUGAGAUGCCCCAGAUGCAAGGUAAAGGUGCGGAGCUGUUUGCACGCAGACAGAGUCGCAUGGACCGCUACGUGGUGGAUAAACAGCCCAAAUCUCCAGCGCAUCCUCGUGAUCCUUCUCCUACACCCUCCCUCCCAGCUCAUUGGAAAUACUCUCCAAACAUCCGAGCCCCACCACCCAUUAAUUAUAAUCCACUGCUGUCACCUUCGUGUCCUCCAGUGGCCCAGCGUGGCACCAAAACUAAUGAUGCAGCUAAAGUUGGGGUUAAAACAGUGCCUGGCCAACACAAACAAGGUAUAAAGGCUCUUGACUUUGUGAGCAGGCAGCCAUACCAGCUCAACUCAUCUUUGUUCAGUUAUGGAGGUGGAGUCCCUCAAAACACUGCCACUUAUCAGCAGCAGCAGAAUGGUGUUGGCAUGACAGGUAAUUCCCUUAAUGCACCGAAGCAGGUCCCUGUUAAAGCAAGCCGCGUGUAUGAAAUCAAACGUUUCUCAACACCUACUCCCAUGUCUGCACCCACAUCUCUGACACCUACUGUAAUCGCCCCCCGUUCUGCCACGACUCUCGGUGAGCCGAUGUGGCACAGUAAUGUCACUUCCCCGCCUCCUGUUGCUCCGAGAUCUGCAGCACCAUUCUCGCCACCACCUCCUGCCCCGACAGCAGCCCUGCCUGCUCUCCCCAAAAUAUCCACUGCCCCUGUGCCCAAUUCAGUGCACAUCCCACAACCCACUCCUGGGCAGGCCUAUACCCCAUUCCAAGCAGCCAAGCAGUUUAAGAGCGCCCCUGAGCUGAGUCCCCUGUCUGCUGGUGUGCAAUCCUCAGGGUCUGGGAGUAGCCAGAACCUACGGGUGCCCAGACCCCGCUUCAGUACAUCAAGCAUGGGUCUGCAACCAAAUGUGUGGAGGCCUGGCUCCAUACAUUACUGAGAGUCCACUGACAGUAAUUACCACCCUGGGCAAGAGCACAAGAGCGCUCGAACUCUCUUCUGCUAAAUGAAUUGUUAGUCUACAGUAAUAUGACAAAAAACAUCAGUCAAAGAUGUAUUUUUUUGCAUGUUCAUAAUUUUCAGUCACUUCAUACAAGUACACAAAUAUUUUAAAAUAGAGUAUGCAUAUAUCUGUAUAUGUAUUAUUCAGUUUCAUCAGAAUGUUGAGAUAUUUAUGUACUAUCCACACAACUUUGAUUCAUGUUUCUACUUCAGUUCUCAUCCCAUUUAUUUUACACCAAAUGAACAUGUUUAACCCACAGACAGAAUUGCAAAGUCACUACUUGUGAGAGCAACUAAAUCAAAUAAUGGCAUUCAUGUCUAAUAAUAAUCAGUUUUGACAUUAUGUACUGGGGCCACAAGGAAGAUAAGUGAUAAUAAUCGAUUGUGUUGCUAUUUUUUCACUUGGGGCCAUAAGGAUGGAGUGAUAAAGGGUAAGUAAACUAUAUAUAUAUAUAUAUAUUACAGCUGUGACAGAAGAUAAUGGAGCACAGAAUCAUUGAAUAUUUGUGUAAAAGUGGUAUAGAAUGUUCUAAGACAUGUAUUUGCCGAGUUCUAUCAAAGUCUCAGUGACAGAGAGAUGAAAGAAGUGUACAAAGAAUGUGACAGUGGCCUGAAAUGAAAAAAAUCCUCAAGUGGAGAGAUGGUACAAACCACCCCCUUGCUCUACUCUUGCUCUUCAAUUGUUAUCUAUUCUGGCCUCUGCCAUGCCCUUUACUUGUGAUGUUAUCCAUCCUUUAUCUCUCUAAACAUCUCUUGAGUUUGGACUGCAGGCCUGUGUUUGUCUAGAGCAUUGCACAAAAGCCUUUGCUUCUUGUUUGACGAGGAUCAGUAUGGAUGCUUGAUGCAUGUGCUCAUUUUAUCCUCCUAAUGCUGCGCAUGCCAAGGUUUUGAUUGAGCAUUUAGAAAGGCAUGUGAACUCCACUGCGGGGAAUUGUGCUGGGGCUUUUUCAUAUGACAGCUGAAAAAAUACACUAGAUGACAAAUUCUGAAAGCGCUGCUUUAUCUUUAUGACAUAUUAUGCAAAUGUGACAUCUGACCACUUUCCCUGGUGCUUGCUCUCAUUGUGAAUGAUGCUUUUGCCAAACAGGUAUGACAUUCAUUUCAAUAACUUGUGUGAGCUGUUCAACUGCAUUUGUGAAAUUGUACAUGCCUAGUUGAACUACCCAAUGGCCUUGGUGGGAUGAAACAACCUGAAAUGGUGCGUACCAUUUCUCUACUAAGGAUAAGAAGGUUGAUCGGAUGUAAAGCUAUAAUGUACCUUGUUGUCAAGUAGAAAGUGGGAGGUAUGGAUAUGGGAGGUAUGAAGCAAGAUAUAAAACUGAUAUAAAAUUUAAAAGCAAGAAUAGAGAGGAAAGUGCCUUUUUCACUUUUUUUGGGGCAAUUAGAUAGUGUUAUACACUAAAAUAUACAUUUUCAUAAGUGUGUACUAAUCGGACUGUCAGAAUGUAUGUCAUGCUUCUACAAAGCAUUUUUAAAGCUUUAAUUCUUUAUUAAAUGUGUUGUGUUUGCGUUAAAUAUUCUGAAAACAUUGUAAUUAUAUUCAAACAAUCACACUUACUGCUUUGGGUUAUUUGAAGUUUAAAGUGGAAAUAUAUUUACAAUGCAAAUAUUUGAAUGUGAGAAAAUGGAAAGUAAUGGAUUACUGGAUUCUUGGGUUCAGGGACUGGGAAUAUGUAUACGAAUUUGUACGGUAUGAGUUAAUGUAGAGCAAUUAAAAUAAAUGUAGAAAUGACCGCU